Wallemia ichthyophaga EXF-994 is the source of this 603-nucleotide messenger RNA. RefSeq lists its product as uncharacterized. The coding region runs from base 1 to 603 and encodes 200 amino acids. Lineage: Eukaryota; Fungi; Basidiomycota; Wallemiomycetes; Wallemiales; Wallemiaceae. Gene Ontology annotation, cellular component: core mediator complex; mediator complex. Gene Ontology annotation, biological process: regulation of transcription by RNA polymerase II; termination of RNA polymerase II transcription. The record is from RefSeq and is a predicted model, not a curated record. The transcript is spliced from 4 exons. Gene Ontology annotation, molecular function: transcription coregulator activity.
AUGUCCAUCACAUAUGAAUGCGUCCUUCUCGGCACAUUCGACAGCAGUCUACUGGACAAAGUGCGCGACAAGCUGCGGGUGAUAUGCGACGCGAAUGGUGAUCUGCACUGCCACGAGAAAGUAAUGAGUGUGCAAGCUGGGCCCAACACGACGAAUGGACGGAUGGUGAUGCGGCGGGAGGGUAUUGACGAGACGGAUGAGUCUGCCAAGUGGACUGCUGUGCGUAUUUUCAGAGCUGAACCAGCGUCUCGCUACAACCCACAGCUUCUCAUCCGCUCCACUAUCAACUUGCCCCUCGAUACCAAUCACAAUGCUGUCGAGUUUGUGCAGGCUCUCGGAUACAACCCGAAUCACGAAUUCAGCAAGCGCGGCGAUACGUAUAUGUGCAACGGCGUCAUAGUCGGCGUCUACCAACUCCAUAAUGUCGGUGUAAAUGGAGAGCGCGUACAUGAAGAUAAUGUGUGGAUGGUCGAAGUGCGCAGCUUGCCAGUCGUGCCUGACCAGAGUGCAGUCGCCGAUCCGCUCAAUGUAGCCAUGCACAAUUGUCUCAAACUGAAAGCCACACUGAAACCAUUAGUCUUGUUAAAACGGGUAGAGCACUAA